ACCCUCGUGCGCAUUGCUGUCAGUUCCUCGUUUGUAAAAAUCGGCUUGAUAAUACCUGCCUGGGGGUGGAAUGAACGUCGGUGUGCCCGCGGGUCGCAGUGCUCCGCAGUCGCGGCAACCGGCGACUGUCGGCACUGCCCGAAUUUUGACAGCCAGGUACACUGGCCAAGGUCUGCCCUCUGGCCGGACAGGCAAACCUCUGCUCUGGUAAGAGCCUCCCUAGGCGGAGCCCUGAGCUGCUUUCAGAAUCGACCGCCAAGUUGAAAGGGAAUUAAAGCGUGACUCCCAUUCAGGACAGACGGACCUAAAGUUCUCAGUCGGAUGAGAGGGGAGUUUCCCCGUCCUGAAUUAGAAAAGCAAGUCAUUAAGCCUGGGCCCUGACUGGUCUUCAUGAGAGAAAAGAGAGAUGGAAACCUUCAAAUCUGGGAAUAAAAAGAGGGUCCUUCCCACAUGGAUGACAGCCCAGGUGGCUGAGAAGAAAAAGGUGUCCGUGAAGACCCCGAAAGGGAGGAAACCGGCAGCAAUGCCAGUGGCUGCUGCGGGAAGGCCUCCUGCCCUGAGGACUGUGUACUGCAUGAGCGAGGCCGAAUUGGUAGAUGUGGCUCUGGGGACCCUGGUUGAGGCCCGGAAACAGGAACAGCCCUCGGAGCCACCGACUCUGGCUGGCUCUGAUAAACCGGAGCUGUCCCCGACCCACUCAGCGUCGUCACCGUCACCGAGCUCUCCUGGGAGUAGUAGCCGCGAGGACGGGGACAAUGGGGAAGACGCCCUUCCUCCAGGCCUCUGCCCUUCUCAGGGGCCCGCGGGGUCGGACUCUGCCCGUAGCAGAAGCCCUGAGGACGAUGAGGACUCGCUCAAGUACGUCAGGGAAAUAUUUUUCAGCUGAAGGGACAGGCUUCUCAGGACUUUCUACUCGGAGCGGAGCGCUGAAGGAAGCCGGCUUCCCCUCCUCCUCCUCGCUGGGGCCUGCAGUCUCUCCCACUCCUCCCGCUCCUCCCCGGGCGCUCCUCCCUGGCAGGCAGAGUCCCCUCCGAGGGGAGCUCCUGUGCUGAGUGUGUGGAAGUGAGGAAUCCAAGUGAGCUUCGGUCAGAAUCUCUCUGCGCUGCGCCUUCUCCGCUCGGAGGCUGUGGUUUUAUUGCCCUUCCGGGUCCAGGGAAAAUGUGGACAUGGUGGCCCAACGGAUUGGAACCGAAGAGCCAACUUAGUAAUUUUCAAAGAAAAAGAGGCACAGCCGCUAAGGGCCCUGGAGCUCCCACGGUCCGGUCCGCGUGGUCUCUCCCUAAGGGAGACGCCUGUUGUGAACCCAGUCCCCGUGCCUCCCGCAGCCCCGGGGCAGGUGCCCUGCGCACAGUGCUCUGCCCUGUGUGGGAUCUGGAGGCUCAGCGUGCAGAUCGGAAGCCCUCCUCCCCCAGGGGGCCGCCUUGCCUCAGUCCCUCCCAGAGACCCUAAAGACGAGAUCACACCGGGGUCCAUGUUUCUGACUCUAUUCAGCGUGGGUUUGGACAGGCGUAGACUGAGGCAGUCAUUUGCUGUAUAGGGUUUCCAAUACACAGGUGCUGAAAAAUACAAACAGCCUCCCGGCGUGUGAGUUGGA
Messenger RNA from Hyaena hyaena (striped hyena), 1594 nucleotides. RefSeq names its product cell cycle regulator of NHEJ (gene CYREN). Lineage: Eukaryota; Metazoa; Chordata; Mammalia; Carnivora; Hyaenidae. Gene Ontology annotation, biological process: double-strand break repair via nonhomologous end joining; negative regulation of double-strand break repair via nonhomologous end joining. The transcript has 5 exons. Gene Ontology annotation, cellular component: nucleus; cytoplasm. Bases 407 to 886 code for a protein of 159 amino acids. The record is from RefSeq and is a predicted model, not a curated record.